AAUAUUCAAAAACUUAUUUUUGUGCAAUUUAGAUGAAAAUUGUUUUUUUAAAUAUAUAAUGGACAUUUAAGCUCAUUUUAGUUACAGUGUUUUUUGUCAGGCGUACGAUAAUAUUAACACUCAAAUACGUAAUUCUCUUCCACUCACUUGCCAGGCCUGCCCUUUAGUCCUCCCUCCAGUCCUUCCUCAAGUCCUCAGUAGCCGACUGGCCCGCCGGGGAGCGGCCGUGUCGCCCGGGCGCGCGCUGUGUUCAUUUAGCUUAGUUUUUACGUAUUUUUGAAUGGACUUUUACACAUAGACAUUGUCGAUAAGUUUAUGUAGGGAGCAAGAGCACAGGCCAAUUAAAUUUGUAAUAAACUUAAUGUGCAACAGUGCAGUGUAUAAUUUUGGAUUGACGUCAAUUGCGUACGCUGAACGUAAAAUGUUGAUGUUUUAAAUUCUCGUGAGUGUGUACGCUAUGGAAAAUUAGAACUAAAGUGUUGCCUAAUAAACCUCUUUAUUUGUGUUUUGGCCAACUCUUUUAACGGGUAAUAAAAAGUGUUAAUGUUUUAGACUGAGCAUUAUAAAGUGUUUUAGAUUUACUGGCCAUAAACAGUGGAGUUUUAGAAAUCUUUUCGUGUACACUGUGGGCAUGAAAAGCGUUUUGUGUAAUUAUAACUUUUAAACUUUCUGUCUGUGUACACCGCGGGCCAUGAAAAGUGUAAAGUUGUGAAAUGACGGUAAUGUGUCGGACGUAAUACGGUUCAGUGCCGGAUCCGUGGAUCAUGGGGAUCAUCAUCGGGACGUGCGUGCCGGACGCGGAGCCGGACGCGGCGGCGUACGGCGCGCAGCUCCGCCGUCCGCCACGGAGGAUACUUUACGGAAUCAAAUGUCCAGUGUGCAGCAAAUUCGUGCUGCCAGACGACAUCGAGUGCCACCUCGUCAUGUGCCUCACCAGGCCUCGCCUUUCCUAUAACGAGGACGUGCUCUCCGACUCAAAGGGCGAGUGCGUGAUCUGUCUCGAGGAGCUGACCGCCGGCGACACCAUUGCGAGGCUGCCCUGCCUCUGCAUCUACCACAAGGGAUGUAUAGACCAAUGGUUCGAGGUGAACAGAUCGUGUCCGGAGCACCCCGGCGACUAGUCGCCGCCCGCCCGGACCCACAGUGCCAUGCGCUAGUCGCGAGUGAUACUUUUAUACAAUGAACAGACUGCGGCAAACGCCUUGUAAAUAUAUUAUGCUAGUGAGAUGUUUUACCAAUUAAAAAAAUAAAAAUUAAAAAAUAAACGGUGCGUCCAGAUCUGUCAAAUGCGCCGUGCGCGCCAUUUUCCAAAGAUCGCUAGAAUGAACCAAGCUAAAUCUAGGCUUGUUCUGCUUAGCACGAGUGCGUCGCUAUAGUAUAUCUACCUACCUGACUACCUGAGAAUAGUAAUUUAGAGUAGACUCUAAAGAAGAGACGCUUUUCACAUAGAUUUUGUACAUCGACCGCCUGUUUCUAUCUCUAUUGCACUUGAAUAUUUAUAUUGCUAUCUAGCUCACACAGUGACAUUGACAAUCGGCAUCAUGGCCGAGACAGCAAUAUAAUUAUGCGCGUGCAGUAGAGAUAGCAACAGGCGGGUCAAUGUAAGGAAAGUGUCUCAUUUAUUAUUUGACUUGUAAUCUAGUUUUUAGAGAUACAAGUCGAUAACAUGUUGGACCUUAAAGAUGGUUCUGACCUUCUGACGACUUUUUACUAUGUGGUUAUUUCCGUGUUUUGCGGUAAACUGAACGAUUGCUUUGUAUUCUAAAGUACGUUGUGUAGUGGAUUGGUAAAAAAGAAAAACGAAACACUAUAGGUACGAGUAUAGACGACCCAUCCUUUUCUAAUUAAUACAGAUAAAAAAAACGGGUAGGUAGUCUAACUCGCACGUGAGAACUCCCGCGCACGUGCUAAGCUUACCGCAUAUAUUUUGCUGUGGAAGUACCAUCGUAACCGUGAAAUUCCUAUGAAAAUAUGACGUUUAUUAAAUAGUAACAUUUUCACACAUUGGUACUUCAAAAUCUGUGCCGACUGGACUUUAAACUGCUAGCGUGCAUGUAUGUGUAAUCGGUUCGCGAAUGACGCUCGAACGAAUUCGGCAGAUCUGGACUGACCUAAAGACAAUUAUAGUAAUGGGAAAUUCGCGGUGAAGUUUUAAUUUUAAAUGAGAAAAUGUAAAUUUUACAAAGUUACUCUUUAGUUGAAGGCAUUAUGAAAUUGAGUGAUAUAAUUGUUUUUAUUUUAUAUUGUAUGUAUAAGCGUUGGUGGUCUCUUGGGCUGUGAUUAGGUUUUAAUCUUUUGACCGCCCUGCAGUGGCAGCAUGGUUCCAUUUUUAUCGCUUGUCACUAUGCCCGUCACUUUCGCACUUACAUACUUGUUAGAAUGAGACAGGCAUGGUGACAAAUGAUAAAGCGCUGACCAUCUUAGCCCUACUGGUUUAUAGUUGUUUGGUGUCGAUAUGACGUCACUGGUCAAAUUUUACAGCGUUUACGUCCUAUUUUCUAUCAAAUCAAGUUUAAUUUGUGUGGAAGGUUACUUAACCCUUUAAGAAGCUGUCAACACCCAAUGUCCUUGAAAUUGAUGUUACUUAAACAGUUUUUUAAGAAAGACUAUUUGUUUUAGUCAAGUAAGAAAAAUAUAUCAUAUUAAUAAUAUUUCAAAGACCGUGGUUGUACUCGAUACAUGAUUGAACGAAAUCGGCUCGAUAGAAAAUAAUUGCAAAGAUUGGUCUUAAAAUCACAAUUAAACGGUUAUGCCUUUAUUGUUUUGACUUAUGGGUCUGCAAUUAAAAUCACAAUUUCAAAACAUUUAUAUCUAAACCGCUAUUGAGUAAAAUAUUACACUAAUAAUCCACUUUUUUUUAUUUAAAUUUUUUUCUUAUUAUUCCCUUGCCCAGGCCCAGUAACAUGCGACAGUGCUAUCUCAUUUACUCCGAUACAAAUAGACUUUGUGCGCGCUUUAGGUAUUGACAGCCUCUUAAACGCUUUGUCAUAAACACAAACAUCACAAGCCAAGCUCCCGGGCGCAAGCGAGCUAAUGUAAACCUUACUCGAAAGUGUGAAGGUUACUUUGACAGCGUCCGCCAUUACCUAUAGUUGUCCUUGGCGCUGUGGGCACUAGUAACGACGACUUAGGUGUUCAUGGCGUUGGCGUUAAACUUAUACAACAUUGACUAACUGAUCAACGACAAUCCGCAGUGAAAUAUGCAACUGCCCAUACAAUUUAGCGAAUGUUUUAACGGUGACAGACGGGUUAAUGCAAUCGAUAUUUUGUCUCAAAUCUAUUGUUUUUCGUUGAAUAAUAAUUAAGAAUAUAGAAAUAUUUCUUUAUUGAGAAAGCAAAUUAAUUGCUUGAAAAACCAAUGACGUCUAACUAAAAAGCCUCACUUUCGGGCUUGGUUUUAUAAAGAUUUUUUUAUUAGUUAUGUCAUAAAACAUUGUAUAGUAUUUAAUAAUUACUUGGUUUUUCAAUGGUCUGUUACACCUUGUUUCAUUUAUGUCUAAAAUGUACUGUAUAUUCAUUAAUGUGAAAAAGAUCUAACAAAUCAUUAUAAAAUCGGCUCUAAGCCUUAACAAUCUGUAUAAAACGGAGCGUAGAAGGCUUGGAAUUAUAAUAGGGAAUAUUACGCGAAACUCUGCGUAGGGGGCGCCACUACCACAAUCCAUCACAAUGUGAGGGUCUACCGCGAAAAAAAAAAAAAAAAUUUCGUUAUCUAACCUCUCUAUCACUCUUGCACAUUCGAGCGAUGAAGAGGCAGAUAACUUAAUUUCGGCUUUCGUGUUUCCCGGUAGGCCCUUUGUAAAGAAACCGCCUUGAUGCAUCAAUGUCAUAUUUUAUUAUCUGCGAAAAUUUUUAAAAAACCGGGCAAGUGCGAGUCGGACUAGCGCACGAAGGGUUCCGUACCAUUAUUUAUAAAAACGGCAAAAAAAAAAUAUGUUUGUUGUAUGGGAGCCCCCCUUAAAUAUUUAUUUUAUUUUGUUUUUAGUAUUUGUUGUUAUAGCGGCAACAUAAAUACAUCUUUUGUGAAUAUUUCAACUGUCUAGCUAUCACGGUUCAUGAGAUACAGCCUGGUGACAGACGGACGGACGGACAGCGAAGUCUCAGUGAUAGGGUCCCGUUUGACCCUUUGGGUAUGGAACCCUAAAAACAGUUUAAGGCACAGAAUGUAUAAGUUACUCUAUGGUUUAGGAAGUUGAUAGUGCUGCACUCUGCAGAACAUUACAGUAAUACUCCCUAUUAGGAUUAACACAUAAUUUUAAUAUAAUAAACUAGAUUUUGCUUGGUGCGCGGGGCCCGUGGGCCCCGCGGUGUGCAUGGUGCUGUAGUUGGUAUUGUUGUUUUUGUAGUUGGUGCUGUUGUUGAUGUUGUUGUUGAUGAGUUAUUGUUGUAGGUGCCGUUGUUUGAGUGAAAAAGUUUGUUUUCCAAAGGGAAGAAGUGUUGCAGUUGUACUUUUGUUGCGCGUGCGAGCAUGCACUCGGCCUUGCGUAUGUUGUUAUUAAUAUUGUUGUUUAUGUGUUGUUGUUGUAGUGUUUGUUGUUGUUGCUGUUGUUUAGGUGUAAAAGUUUGUGUUUUCCAAAGGGAAAA
This is a messenger RNA of Cydia pomonella (codling moth), 4581 nucleotides long. RefSeq names its product E3 ubiquitin-protein ligase znrf2. The transcript is spliced from 5 exons. Lineage: Eukaryota; Metazoa; Arthropoda; Insecta; Lepidoptera; Tortricidae. The record is from RefSeq and is a predicted model, not a curated record. The coding region runs from base 765 to 1121 and encodes 118 amino acids.